Molecule: messenger RNA, 2447 nt
Organism: Trametes versicolor FP-101664 SS1
Lineage: Eukaryota; Fungi; Basidiomycota; Agaricomycetes; Polyporales; Polyporaceae
Product: EF-hand
Exons: 9
Coding region: 283-2310 (675 amino acids)
Biological process (GO): endosomal transport; endocytosis
Cellular component (GO): cytoplasm; plasma membrane
Molecular function (GO): calcium ion binding; protein binding
Source: RefSeq, a predicted model, not a curated record
AUUCAGCGGCUAUUCAAUGUGUGCAAAGUCGGCCGCGGCAAUGCAGAGCUCUUACAGGAGGUGCUGGUGUAUGCGAAGCCGCAGGAGCUCAGGAAUGACAUAACUAAGGAACUCCUCGGCCGUGCGAGGGCGUCGCAGGACCUCAUCGGCUCGCAAAUCGCAUGGGCAACCACGGAGGCGGAGAGGUCGCGUCGCACAACACACACAUCGGUUGAAACGACGCAAGAACAGCUUUUGGCGGCGCUACUCGCUGCUCAUGAGCAAUUAACGGAGGUCCUGAAGAUGCACGAGGACUUGGAGCGGAUUGCGAUAGAGCAAGAGGCAGAGGAGCGCAUGAAGACAGAACGGCUGAUACAAGCCCUCACUGCCAUUGCCGAAUACACUGCGACGCCAGAGGAGGAUUCCCUCAUAAACUGGGUCAUGACUAUAGGAGACCCUGAGGGGACAGGCAAAAUCAAUCCCCAAACCGCUACCCGAAUAUUCAGCGCGUCCAGCUUGCCCCCUGACGCCCUCGCAAGGGUAUGGGAAAUUGCGAGCGUUGAUAGUAAGGACGGACUUCUCGACCGGCAAGGUGUGGGAGUGGCGCUGCGCCUCAUUGGACAUGCGCAGAGGGGAGAGACCGUAAUGGAGGCAUUGGUGAACCGACCCGGACCCAUUGCUUCUAUCGACAGCCCUUCUUCUCCGCUCGGUAAUGAGGCCGUUGCGGGGCCAUCCUCGGGAGUUCCUAGCACGCUCCCUCCCCUAACGUCUCACGACAAAGCUAAAUUCCGGAAGAUCUUCAAGGGUGCGGGUGCAGACAAUGGAUAUCUUGGUGGUCAGCAAGCACGAGAGGUUUUCAUGAAAUCCAAGUUACCAUGGAAUACGCUAUCACAAAUCUGGAACCUAGCCGACACACAACAUCGUGGAAGUCUCGACCUCAGCGACUUUACGGUUGCCAUGUACCUGAUCCAAGGCCUAAUGACCGGGCAGCUAGCGACGGUACCCGCCAGUCUGCCGCCUCAGCUGUAUGAGGACGCUGCACGACAUACACGCACACCUUCUCCCUCACCCCGCCACCGAACGGUCUCAUCUCCCAACACCCCCGCCCUACCUCGAUACCCACCGCCUCCUCCCCCUUCACAUCCCUCCCUAAUACCUCCACCCCAGCCCCAACUUAUACCCCCAAUCACAGCUUCGCCAUUCUCUGGAGCUCCGCCACCGCGCCAUCCCUCAAGGGGCCCCUCGCAACCCAGCCCGCGUUUGGAGGUUACACCGUCCAUCAGGGUGCAAGCAGAACACAUAUUCUCCUCAUUAGACUCGCGAAAUCGGGGUCGCGUGAAGACGGACGCGGUGCACACAUAUAUGUGUCAAUCUGGUCUGCCAGUGAAUGCAGGCAGUCGAAUAUUAGAGUUGUGCGACAUCGGACGCAAAGGACAUCUGACGAAGGAUGAAUUCUCAGUAGCCUUGAUGCUCAUGAAAAUAAGAAAGGAAGGACAGCAUCUCCCUUCUACUCUCCCACCCGGACUGCUUCCAGCAUCUACGCCCUCGCAUGAAGAUGAUGCGUACGAUGGUAUUGCUCGGGAUCAUUCGCAUGAUAACGCCUCUGCUGGGCCUUCCCGACCCCCGCCAUUAAUCAUUACAUCUCAGAGCGAAAGACCCUCGCGGGCAGGCGCGCCGCCGCCUGGCACUCCAAAUAUCCGCACCUCCCGCAGCACACCACAGCUCAACAACGGCAGUGCGAAUAGCGUUCCUAGCUCCCCCUUUGCGACCGCUCCUUCGACCCCCUUCCCCGGGUUGUCUGUUCAUGGCUAUGCCCCGGCGGUAGCCGCGACUCCCUCUGAUUUGAACAUCACGCCCGAGGAGAGGGCGCGGUACGAUAGGUUCUUUGCACAGUUGGAUACCCAGAGAAAGGGCUACUUGUUGUCGGACAUCGCAGUCCCUUUCUUCGGGCGUGCGAACUUGCCCAACGACGUUAUGGCGACCAUAUGGGACCUGGCGGACUCGGAGCACGACGGCCGUAUCACAAAGGACGACUUCGCUGUCGCCAUGCACCUCAUCCGGCAGAAGCUCGCAGGGAAGGAGCUGCCCACCGUCGUACCUGCAUCGCUGUUCCCCGCACACGCGUCCGCGAGAGCAGAAACUGUCUCGCUACCAUCAACUUCAAGGCAGGAUUCCAGGCCACCGUCGCAGGAGGCGCCCCCGCCACCGCCGCGACCAGCUUCUGGAGCUCAGGUCGAACCCGCGAUGACACCCUUGCCCGACGACUUGGACGACGACUUGCCGCGUUCGGAUACGCCCCCGCCGCCGUACUCGCUUAUAGCGUCGGGCUAGUCAUUUGAUGCGUGGGCUUUGGGUGGAGUAAGAUGUCGUAUCUAGGACUUAUCAUAUAGGGAGGAUUUUACUAUGCUGCUCAACGGGACCAUCUUCAUUUUGUAUUCUACAUGGCGGACAAACGUGCAGCCAACCCC